AAGGAGACUUCGACCGAGCAACAAGCACAAAGUACAGCAACGCCAGAGAACAUCCAGGAAGAUUUCGGUGCUGAUCAAAUCAUUCCCGAAAUUGUUGGGACCCAGGUAAGAUUACCACCUCAGCCAGACCAUUCUACUGACAUCUAAAAGGACAGUCAGCCACUCUGUGGACAGGAAAACGACCCUUUUCAAGCUAUGAUGCACGAGAUUGGAGAUAUCCGAGCCCAUACCCAAGUUCCCCCUUUUGGCUUCGCUCCUUCCCACGCAGCUUUUAUACCAGAGCCACCACUAUCUCCGACUCACGAGCAUCUCAACCUCCAGUCAUCGCCUAUUCGUGAGCAUGCAUUUUUCCAGCCGUCGCCCCACCGGUACAAGAGCCUAUUUCAAGACAUGUCUUCCCCACUGCCGGUCGAACAACUUCUGUUGCACAAGUUCAUCAACAAUCUUCCUACCCAUUCGCCUUCCCCAUUCAAGACUGACAUAUUUGUGGAGAAUCCUGAGCAGAAACGUAAAUUGGUUGAGCGACCAGUCUUUUUGAAAGAACGGGACCAAUAUGACGAAAAUGGAGUUCCUGUUCGCUGCGUCGAGAUGGCCAUGGUGUACGACAAACCUCCGAAGCAUCGUGCACAUUGUGUCAUGGUCGGCUCGAGCAAGAUUGACGCAGAUGUUCCUGGACAGCCUGCGGUGGAGUUUCCCUGCUCAAUUUGGACGAGAAAGUACCCAGCUGGUUGGGACGGCAUUUACUUGAAUGAGGCGGGCAAGCUUGUCAACCAUGAGUUUAAUAGCCGCAGCAGAAAUCUCGUGUGGAUGUACUCCGCAGCAGCAUGUGUUGUCAUGCAAGGAGUUGAGAAAAGCAUCGAAUGUGUGGUUCCUCAGAAGGUCGUUGAAUUCAACGGAGGUCAAAUCGAUUUGGAGCCUGCAUGGGAAGAUGUUGUCAAUGCUCUCAAGGAGGAGUGUAUACGCCGGGUACAGGGCGUAUGCACAUUUCAGCAACCACAAGUCACAGGACAAGCAUUCUGGCGGCAGGGAUUCCAGCAGCAGGUAUUCUCUCAGCAAGUAUUGCCUCCGCAAAUGUUGAUGCAGCUGGCGAACAUUGAGAAUCAUCUUCCACCCAAGAACAUCCCGCGAAGAACUCAAAAGACGCCAAAGAAAUCCAAGAAAGAGCAAGUCCCCUGUCCACCUCAGCAAGCAUCGCCCUUUCAAAAAUUUGUUUCACACGCCCUGGAACGAUCGACAAGCGACGCUGGUGCCUUUACCAGCGGCAACAAUAUGAAAACCCCUAAUUCCGGAAACGAGUAUCAGACGGCUGUUCCACAGCGCGAGGGACAUUUUGAGCACCCUCACCUCGGACAUCCGCUGGGCUGGGAUGAUGGUCCCAUUCUACCAGGUUUUGGUCGCCCAUACCAAGAGGGAAUUGGCGGCCCUUCAGCACAAGAAGCAGUUGAAGCUCAUGGCCAGGAGAACAAUGUACCAUCCCAAGUGGUACAACCUAUAAGCCACAGCCUGCAAAACAACGAUAUCUCGCUUGAACAAGAGGACCAGUCAAAACCAAAGCGAAAGCGUGCACCGGCAAAUAAAAAGCAACCGACGCAAAUUGUUCAAGAGCUUUCUGGACAAUCCGACCAGGUUGCGGAAGCCGAAACACCACCGGCAUCCGGAAAAGCUGGAACCAAGCGAAAGAACUCCAUAUCAACUCGAACACCUGCUAAGAAGACAACUGCUGCGAAGACAGGGGCAACGACUGCACCUGUAACUAAGACGCCUACUGCGAAGAUGCCGGCCACUAAAACCCCCUCAUCUAAGACGCCUGCUACGAAGACACCUGCGAAAAAGCGUGGCCGUCCUCCAAAAAAGGCAACUCCGUCUUCUGAGGUCCGGGGUGAUGGUAGUGAAACCGGCGAAGCCAGCGAGACCGAGGACGGCAUGCGAGAUAAUGUUUCUGAGCAACAAGUUCAAUUUGGUCCCCCGUUACCUUCCGAUCCAUCAACGGGACUCGAGACUCAACAAGGUAUGCGAGACAAUGGUCCCAAGCAACCAGUGCAAUACGAAUUGCCGUUACCUUCUCAUCCAUCAACGGGAUUCGAGACUCAGCAGAGGCGAAUGAGCCAGUCAGUCCAGAAUCAUGGAUUCACCGCAAACCCUACCAAUCAACCCCAAAUGUCCUUGCCGGUUUGGAACAAUCCACAGAAGUCUAACCUCUUUGAUCUGCACGGAAGUUCUGCCAUCAAACCUCACUUCCAAGCUUCUCAAAUCUACCAUCAGAUUAGGAACAUUGAUGCUGAACAGAUACGCCUUUUCCGGACCUGCCCCAACGUUAUUGUGAACCCUGCGGGGUACCUCGAAUGCCAACAUCAGAUUGGAGAGCUUGGUAGAAUGCGAGAUGCCUUGUCCUCGAUGAUGCCUGCUCAUCUAUUUCCAAUGUAUCCGGUGGCUUGGAACAAUGGCUUCCAGCCCAACUACGGGCUGUACCCAACCCACCAGAACGACGGCCAGGUGCACCUGAACGGCCAAGUCUUCCCAGUACAACAGAACGAUAGCUUCCAGUACGGCUCAUCCCAAAUGUCUAGCAUGCAGCAGAACAACGGUUCCUACCAACCGCAUUCUCAAAUGUCUGGACCACAGUGGUACAAUGAUUCCGAAAGGAGCUCUACCCCCGGCAACUAUCUCCCAUCUGCGACUCUAUCCUUCACUCAACCAGCAGAAUUUCAACAAGGGGCACAGGCAACCGUAACUCUUCCAAACGAUUCCGCCAUGUCUAGUAUGAACGUGGGAGGGCCCGGACUGAAUCUCAAUAUUCCACAGUCCACCACCUCUCCGACGCCUCAAUAUCCGUCUCCAACUCAAAUCGGUCUUGCCGAAUUCCCCGAAGAGCAAGUACAACGCGCCCGAAGCUCUGUUAAAUUGACUCUUGAAAAGCCAUUUUACGGACUGUCGAACAGUUCUAGCUGGACCCAGCAACAAGAGGGCGAUGACCGAAUGACCGGGGACGACCUGGGAUUUUGAGGUUAAAUGAGGGUUUCAAAUAAUAUCAGGGGCGACAAUAUAAUUCGUUGUGAGUGUGUUGUACGAGAUACCCUUUAGUUCUUAUCCCGUAGCGAUGAUUCUCCUAGGUAGCAUGGUAGAUUAAGGAGAC
Molecule: messenger RNA, 3133 nt
Organism: Hyaloscypha bicolor E
Lineage: Eukaryota; Fungi; Ascomycota; Leotiomycetes; Helotiales; Hyaloscyphaceae
Exons: 1
Coding region: 196-3003 (935 amino acids)
Source: RefSeq, a predicted model, not a curated record